Cuscuta campestris is the source of this 1096-nucleotide messenger RNA. The record is from the annotation of a GenBank genome assembly. Lineage: Eukaryota; Viridiplantae; Streptophyta; Magnoliopsida; Solanales; Convolvulaceae.
GCCUAAAGUCUUAGGAUUUGGGAGUAUAAGAAUAGGCCCAUUUUUCUUAGUUAGAAAAAGAAAGAAAAUUGCAAAACUUCCCGCUAAAAGAUUGCCAGGCACUUCUUCCCGCCACUUUUCGCACGCCCAAAUGGAUAAACCCCUAUUUCCCACCUUGGCGGCAAAUCGUUGUUACCUUCCGCUUUUAACGGCAAAGUAUGAAACCGAGAGAUCUGGCGUUGAUCUCGGUCGCCGGAUUGUUUGGCGCCGCCGCAUAUGCCGCAGUAGUUCGCGUAUUUCUCCGCCGCCGAAAAUCCAGUCCGCCGCCCACGUCUUGCGCCGAGUUGGAGAUCAGUGAGGGACGGAAACGUUCCUUGAAGAGCCCGUACGACCCAUCUAAACGAGAAAGUUAUUUGUCGUGGGAUGAUUAUUUCAUGGCGAUUGCCUUCCUCUCUGCAGAACGGUCCAAAGAUCCCAAUAGGCAGGUUGGGGCUUGUUUGGUGAGCCAAACUGGUAUAAUACUAGGCAUUGGUUACAAUGGAUUUCCACGCGGUUGUUCUGAUGACAAACUGCCUUGGGCUAAGAAAUCCAAAACUGGAAAUCCCUUGGAGACAAAGUACCCUUACGUCUGUCAUGCUGAAGUUAAUGCUAUCCUGAAUACAAAUCAUGCAUCAGCUGCAGGGCAGAGGCUCUAUGUCACCAUGUUCCCUUGCAAUGAAUGUGCCAAAAUAAUUAUCCAGUCAGGUGUUUCAGAAGUUGUUUAUUUUGUGGAGAAAAGGUUGCAGUGUUGUGAUACGACUUAUGUUGCUUCUCAUAAACUUUUAUCAAUGGCUGGCAUUAAUGUAAGGCGGCAUGUCCCAAGGAUGAAUGAGAUCUCAAUUAAGUUUGAUGAGCUAUAGAAGUUCACACAAGUUCACAACAUGGGAGUAUUAGCCUUUUGGAUCAAUGUCAAGUAUGUGGUUGUUUAUUAUGCACUUGAUAUGUUGUUGUUUAUUAUGCACAUGUGCAUGCUUUAUAAUAUUGUUAGGAAGAAAAUUAUAGACAAUGUUGUAUAUGUACACCUAGUUUGCACAAACAAGUAUUACAUCUUUCUUUGUCAUAAAUGAGUUUUUCUUUG